AUGAAAAAAUCAUGUUCGAACAUAUCUACAAGUACAAAACGAAAGUCAAAACUAGUUACAACCGAAUGUAAAAUUUGUGGAGGUUCAGCUAUAUAUUCGCAUUAUGGUGUUAUAUCAUGUCGUCCAUGUAGAAUGUUUUUCAAACGAAAUGCUCAACAAGGAAAGAAAGUAUUAAAAUGUGAUUUUCAUGGUAAUUGUAAAAUAAAUGUAAAUAAUCGUCAUAUAUGUUCUUAUUGUCGACUUCUUAAAUGUUUUACAAAUGGAAUGAAAACUGAAAUGAUUCGAUCAUGUCAAACAAAAAUGUACAAAACAAAUAAAAAAAGAAAAACAAUGCUAAAUCAACUAGAAACAGCAUCAACAACUUUAGUUACAUUAAAUCAAUUUGAACAGUUUCCAACAUUGAAUCUUUUACAAUCAGAUCAUUCAACAUUAAAUGCUGAUCAAUGGAGUGUUAUUUCAAAUUUAUCACAUUGUUAUGAUGAAUAUGGUGGAUUAUCAAGAGGUGAACGUUUUAUGCGUGAACAAGAACUUCUACCUCCUACAAUGCGAUAUGAAAGUCCAGCAGUGAUAGAUUUAAUUCAAAUGAUAUUACAUGAUGGUCAAUCAUUAUACAAAACUAAUCAAGAUUUUCUUUCUUUAUCAGUAGAUGAUCGUUGUAUUCUACUUGAUAAUACAUUUGAACAUACGGCAAGUCUUUCUUCAAAUUUCAUUUUGUAUAAAAUUCGAUUAAUGGAUAUUCCUAUUUAUUACAAUAUUCUUGAAAGUAUUACUAAUCCAGAUAAUUUACCUGCUGCUAGACGUAUAGCAAAACGACUUAAUUUUGAUGUAAUCAUAAUGAAAUUGUUUCUUUCCAUUCUUUGUUUUUCAACAAUCGGAUAUACAAUUUAUUUAAAUAGUCCUCCAAUAAAUUUAUCAAAUAUCAAAGAAAUUUUACGCAUUCAAGAUAAAUAUACUGAAUUAACAUGGAGAUAUUUAGUCUACAAAUACAAUUAUGAAUGGGCUAUUAAAUGUUUUUCUGAUCUUAUAAGAUGUUUUUUUGCUGUUAAUGAAGCUGUAGUUAAAACACAUGAAAUUCAAUGGUUUACAAAUACAAUUCAUUCUAUUGUUGAGGAUACUGAACUAUCUCUUAUUGUUGAUGAUUGA
Molecule: messenger RNA, 1143 nt
Organism: Rotaria sp. Silwood1
Lineage: Eukaryota; Metazoa; Rotifera; Eurotatoria; Philodinida; Philodinidae
Source: the annotation of a GenBank genome assembly